Molecule: messenger RNA, 2796 nt
Organism: Nicotiana attenuata
Lineage: Eukaryota; Viridiplantae; Streptophyta; Magnoliopsida; Solanales; Solanaceae
Exons: 5
Coding region: 1-2796 (931 amino acids)
Biological process (GO): DNA integration
Molecular function (GO): nucleic acid binding
Source: RefSeq, a predicted model, not a curated record
AUGACUAAGAAGAGAACCACCAAAAAUGAAGUGGUAAAUGUGACUCACCGGGUUAGUUCCAUCAUUGCAACAUCCACCGUCCAAAAGAAAGAAGACCCGGGAGCCUUCACCAUUCCUUGUACCAUUGGAGCACAUGAUUUUGCAAGAGCCCUUUGUGAUAAUGGGGCUAGCAUCAACUUGAUGCCUCUUGCCAUUUACAAGGGAGAAGGAUUAGGUAUGCCAAAGCCCACAAGUAUGAGACUGCAAAUGGCCGAUCGUUCCAUCAAACGAACGGUGGGAAUUUUUGAUGAUGUACUUGUGAAGGUGGGAAAAUUUCAUUUACUCGCCGACUUCGUAAUCCUUAAUUGUGAGGUUGACAAAGAGAUCCCUAUCAUUUUGGGGAGACCAUUCCUUGCCACUGGAAGAGCACUAAUGGAUUCGGAACGGAAUGAGAUCAAAUUCCGUGUGAAUGAUGAAGAGGUUACAUUCCAAGCAAGCAAAGGUAUGAAACUACCGCAUGAGUAUGAAAGCAUCUCGGUGAUCGAUGUUGUUGAUGAAGUAGAGGAUGCGGUUGAAAUGAAAAUGGAAGAACAAUGCCUCGGCGAGGCAUUGGCGGCUAUUUUGGUGAACUUUGAUGGUGAAGAUAUGGAGGGGUAUAUGGAAUCGGUAAAUGCAUUGGAGGGGCUUGGGUCCUACACUUAUGCUCCGGCAAAGCUCUCUCUCGACUUGGAGAAUAGAGCUACUCCACCCGCAAAGCCUUCCAUCAUCGAACCUCUGCAACUAGAGCUCAAACCACUUCCACCACACUUGAGGUAUAAAUUUCUUGGCUCAAAUGAUACUUUACCGGUAAUAGUUUCUUCUUUGUUGAAUGAUGUGCAAGUAGAACAAUUGUUGGAAGUCUUGAAGGAGCAUAGGCAAGCCAUCGGAUGGACAAUCGUGGACAUCCGUGGGAUUCCCGUGGGAAUUUAUGAGCACAAAAUCCAAUUGGAGAGUGAAACGAAACCAACAUUGGAGGAUCAAGAGAAGACGACAUUCACUUGCCCCUAUGGAACUUUUGCCUUUAGCCGGAUGCCAUUUGGUUUAUGCAACGCUCCGGCUACUUUUCAAAGAUGCAUGAUGUCCAUUUUCUCCGACAUGGUAGAGGAUUUUCUAGAAGUCUUCAUGGACGACUUCUCGGUGGUAGGUGAUUCUUUUGAGCAUUGUCUUAACAAUCUUAGACAAGUGCUUAAGAGAUGUGAAGAGACCAACCUUGUGCUCAAUUGGGAGAAAUGUCACUUCAUGGUGGAUGAAGGCAUUGUUUUCUUGGGGCAUGCCGGGUUCUAUAGGCGCUUCAUCAAGGAUUUUUCCAAGAUUGCAAAUCCUAUGUGCAAACUCCUUGAGAAAGACGCCAAAUUUGUGUUUGACGAGAAAUGCCUCAAAGCCUUUGAGGAAUUGAAGCAAAGGCUCACCACGACACCUAUUAUUGUCACACCCGAUUGGUCUCUUCCUUUCGAGCUCAUGUGUGACGCCAGUGGUGUAGCUAUUGGAGCAAUGCUUGGCCAACACACUCAAUGGGCGCAAAUGAAUUACACGGUAACUGAGCAAGAACUUCUUGCCAUUGUCUAUGACUUUGAGAAGUUCCGGGCUUAUUUGUUAGGAUCCAAGGUGAUAGUGUACACAGAUCAUGUCGCUCUUCGCUAUCUCAUGGCAAAGAAGGAUGCAAAGCCUCGGUUGAUUCGAUGGGUCUUGUUGUUGCAAGAAUUUGACUUCGAGGUCAAGGAUCGCAAGGGAACUCAAAAUCAAGUGGCGGAUCAUUUAUCAAGGCUUGAAGAGGCAGGGAGACCAAAGGGAGAUCUUGAAAUCAACGAUGCAUUCCCGGAUGAACACAUAUUGGCACUAUCUAGCACUUUUGCUCCUUGGUAUGCCGAUAUUGCUAACUAUUUGGUUAGUGACCUUAUUCCGGACGGAUUGGAAUCCUAUCAAAAGAAGAAGUUCUUGAGAGACAUCUUCGACGUAUGGGGAAUUGAUUUUAUGGGUCCCUUUGUGAGUUAUUGUGGGAUGAAAUAUAUCUUGGUAGCUCUGGACUAUGUGUCCAAAUGGGUUAAAGUAAUUGCCUUACCAAACAACGAGGCAAGAAGUGUGACUGCAUUCUUGAAGAAAAACAUAUUCACUCGGUUUGGCACUCCUAGGGUCAUUCUUGGUGAUGGUGGGUCUCAUUUCUGUAACAAGGCUUUCACUGGGCUACUAGAGAAGUAUGGUGUAAAGCACAAGGUGGCCACACCUUAUCAUCCCCAAUCUAGUGGUCAAGUUGAGGUUUCCAACCGGGAGAUCAAGAGCAUUCUUGCAAAGAUUGUUAAUGCAAACAGGACCGACUGGUCAAGGAAGCUAGAUGACGCAUUGUGGGCAUACCGUACGGCGUACAAAACUCCUAUUGGUACCUCUCCUUAUAGGUUAGUCUUCGGAAAAGCUUGUCAUCUACCCGUGAAACUGGAGCACAAGGCCAUGUGGGCUUUAAAGAGGUUGAACUUGGACUGGGCUGAAGCUGCAAAUUUGAGGCUAACACAACUCAAUAAAAUGGAGGAAUUCCGUUUCCAUGCUUAUGGAAGUGCAGCUGUGUACAAAGAAAGGAUGAAGUUCGUCCAUGACAAGAAGAUCUUGAAAAGGGAGUUCAAGUCGGGUGACUUGGUUUUGCUCUAUAACUCAAGGCUCAAAUUGUUUCCGGGCAAGCUCAAAUCAAAAUGGUCCGGUCCAUUCAAAGUGGUCAAUGUCUCUCCUUUUGGAGCUGUGAAACUAGCAUCGGAAGAUGGGCUCCGUACAUUCAAAGUCAAUGGCCAAUGA